Phodopus roborovskii (desert hamster) is the source of this 2001-nucleotide messenger RNA. RefSeq names its product carcinoembryonic antigen-related cell adhesion molecule 3. Gene Ontology annotation, molecular function: protein tyrosine kinase binding. The transcript has 6 exons. Bases 157 to 2001 code for a protein of 614 amino acids. Gene Ontology annotation, cellular component: plasma membrane; cell surface. The record is from RefSeq and is a predicted model, not a curated record. Lineage: Eukaryota; Metazoa; Chordata; Mammalia; Rodentia; Cricetidae. Gene Ontology annotation, biological process: signal transduction; regulation of immune system process.
ACCUUGGACACAGAUCCCUCCACCAGAAGCCUGUUUGAUUCUAAGUGCUUCUGCCUGAAAGGAAACUCAGCUCAUAGGGAGGAAAACUGCAGAGAUUGAGCUCCUUGCUGGAGCUGAAGUUCUCCUGAAAGGGAGGACAGCGAGGUGAGCAGAGAGAUGGAGACUUCCUCUGUGCUUCUCUGCAACGGUUGCAUUUCCUGGCAAUGGCUUCUGAUCACAGCAUCCAUUUUAACAUGCUGGCACCUCUCCACCACCACUGCUCACGUCACCAUUGACUUUGUCCCGCCCCAUGUGGUUGAAGGUGAAAACGUCCUUCUCCUGGUCCAAGAUCUGCCAGAGAAUCUCACAACCUUAGCCUGGUACAAAGAGGUGAAAAUUAUACACAAUAUAAUAGCAAUAUACUCACUGAACAAUGAUUUAAGUGUUCCAGGGCCUCUGCACAGUGGUAGAGAGACAGUGUACCGCAAUGGAUCUCUGCUGCUCAGAAAUGUCACAAAGAAGGAUAUAGGAAUCUAUACCCUACAAACCUUGAAUAAACUUGCAGAUACUGUGUCAACAACAUCCAUGUACCUUCUCGUGUACACCCCCCAUUGUGGGUGCCCUUCCACCUGUGCCCAGCCCGCUAUUGAAACAGUGCCAUCCAGCAUUGCAGAAGGAGAAAGUGUCCUUCUAGUGGCUCACCAUCUCCCGAAGAAUCUUCGAGCCUUUUUCUGGUACAAAGGAGGGAUUGUGUCCAAGGACAUUGAGGUUGCCUGGCACCAAAUAGCCAAGAAUACAACUGGUUUUGGCCCUGCUCACAGCGGUAGAGAGAUAGUUUACAGCAAUGGAUCCCUGCUGCUCCAGAACGUCACCUGGAAUGACACUGGAUUCUACACCCUACGAACCCUGAGUACAGAGUUGAAAACUAAACUAAUACGUGUGCAACUCCAAUUGGACACCUCCCAUUGUGGGCAACAUCCCUCCACCCAGCCAACUGUUGAAUCAGUUCCACCCAGAGUUGCUGAAGGAGGAAGCGCUCUUUUAGUGGUUCACAAUCUCCCGAAGAAUAUUCGAGCCAUUUUCUGGUACAAGGGUGCGAUUGCUUUCAAGAACUAUGAGGUUGUCCGACACAAAAUAGCCACAGAUUCAACUGUGCUGGGCCUUGCACACAGUGGUAGAGAGACUCUGUACAGCAAUGGAUCCCUGCUGCUCCAGAGCGUCACCAGGAAUGACACUGGAUUCUACACCCUACGGACUCUGACCUCAGAUCUGAAAGUUGGACUAGUGCAUGUGAAACUCCUGGUAGACACCUCCCUUUCUGUGUGCUGUAACCCCUUCACUUCUGUCCCACUCAUGAUAGAGCCAGUGCCACAGAAUGCUGCUAGAGGGGAAAGCGUUCUUCUCCUUGUUCAUAAUCUGCCAGAAGAUCUCCAAGCCUUUGCCUGGUACAAGUCAGGGUAUAGCACCCAGAUUUUAAAAAUUGCAGAAUAUAGCAGGGACAGGAAUUACAUCACCCAGUGGCCUGACUACAGCAAAAGAGCAAUGGUGUACAACAAUGGAUCCCUUCUGCUGCAGGAUGUCAUGGAGACAGAUGCAGGCAUCUACACCCUGCAAACAUUAAACAGAGAUUUCAAAGUUGAAAAAGCACAUCUACAACUCCAUGUGUACACCUGCAGGCUUCCUCCUACUGCUGCCCAGCUCUCUAUUGAGUUAUUGACACCCAAUGUUGUUGAAGGGGAAGAUGCUCUACUACUUGCUCUUAAUGUCCCCGAGAACCUCGAAGCCUUUUUCUGGUACUUGAAGGCAACCAUGUUCAACAGCCGUGUAAUUGCACGGAAGGAUAUGACUAAUAACAUUUGGAUCAGACCUGCAUACAUUGGUAGGGUGACUGUGUACCCCAAUGGAUCCCUGCUAAUCCACAACACCACCCAGAAGGAUGCUGGAUUCUAUUCCCUACAAACCUUAAGUACAGACCUUGAAAUUCAAGAAACACACGUGGACCUUCACAUAUACAGUAAGUGA